Messenger RNA from Linum trigynum, 2121 nucleotides. The record is from the annotation of a GenBank genome assembly. Lineage: Eukaryota; Viridiplantae; Streptophyta; Magnoliopsida; Malpighiales; Linaceae.
UUAGAUUUAUAGGGAAUCAAGAGGGAAAACAAAAACAAAAUAUCAAUUUUCCUCGCUGGGUUCUAUUUUCUCGAGAAACAAACGGGAAGCGGAGAACGGAAAAAGGGAGAAUUUUGAUUUUCCAUACGAUUCGAAAUCCUUACGCCGUGUGGAAGAAAAUGGGAGCUUCGUCGUCGACACAGCAGGCCGGUUCGAGCGAGCAAAGAGAAGCGGAAAGCUUCGCAGCUUCUGUUGGAGCACUUCCUAUGCUCCAGAACUCCUUCCCGAAGCUUGCCGAUCCUCAAACCAGCGCGAUUCCUCUUGAAUCACUCCAGAAAUGCUUCGAUGUUAGUUGCGAAACCCCAGACUUCGAAUCAACUGAAGCGCCCGACCCAAGUUCGUUUCUGGGAGUUUUGAAUCAUCUGGGGAAGUCCUUAGUAGACGAAUUCUUCCUUGCUGAGAAGGAAGGGAUCAGUUGGAUUGAGUUUGUGAAAGGCUACGUGAAAUGCUGUGGAAGGAUGACUGCUUCGAUGUCACUCAACGUUCUGAUGAGACUGUUUGCUACGACGCUGGCGAGAUCUGGGUCUCCUUCGAAACUGGAGUUUGAGUCAAUGGAUGAUGGUGGUUAUAAGAUAAGUGGUUAUCUGUUACCAGCUGAUGUGCUCAUUCUGCUAUGGAUGUCUUGGACAAUGCUGUGGGAUUCAAAAACUUCGAAUGGGAAAGAGAGAAACCUAUUCCUUCCGGAUGUCAGUCAUCUGGCGUUGUCUGCUGUUGUUUCGUGUUGUGAUGGUCUUGAUGGAGUAGACUACUGGGAUUGUGAUUUAGCUGGUUUAGAAGUUCAACUUCCUGCUGGGAAGUUCCUUGCUUGGGCAUUGGCGACUGCUCCAAGCUUGACAGAUUGCUUGACUCAGUUCAUCAAUUCGAGGCUGCAGAAUGGUGGUUCUUCAGGGGAUGAGUCUGCACAAGGUACCUCGAAUGCUGGAGGGUCUGUAUCAUCGAAUGCACGCAGUUCUUAUCUCUUGACAUGUGGACGUGCAUGGGCGAUUUCUCUUUCUCUCAGGAGCGCGAUUAGUGUGGAAAUUCUAAAACCAUACUUCCCUAGUGAUGGUGAUCAAUCAGAUGAACACGUUCUCUAUCGGUCAUCUGUUCACGGCAAGGGCUUGAAUAGAUUCUGGUCUAAUGUUGAAGGUUAUCAUGGUCCAUUACUUAUCCUGGUGUCUGCUACUUCUGGAGAUACUCAUGGGGAUAACUCAACUGCAAAGAAAUGGACUAUAGGUGCUCUUACGCAGCAAGGGUUGGAGAACAAAGAGAGUUUUUAUGGAACCUCUGCAACUUUAUAUGCUAUCUGCCCUGUGUUCCAUGUAUUUCCACCUUCUGGAAAAGAGAAGAACUUUGUUUACAGCCACCUGCAUCAUGCUAGGGGAUACGAUCCACACCCAAAGCCUGCUGGAAUCGGGUUUGGUGGAUCAAUGGGGAACGAAAGGCUAUAUAUCGAUGAAGACUUUGCUAGGGUUACUGUACGUCACCAUGCAGUUGACAAGACUUACCAAAAUGGUCCCCUCUUCCCCAAUCAGGGGUUUCUCCCAGUUGAGGCUUUGAUUUCAGAAGUCGAGGUCUGGGGACUUGGUGGAGAGGCAGCAAGGUCAGUACAAACUUCAUACAAGAAACGGGAGGAGCUUUUCACUGAGCAGCGACGAAAGGUCGAUCUGAAGACUUUCUCGAACUGGGAAGAUUCACCGGAGAAGAUGAUGAUGGAUAUGAUGGGUGACCCUAACAGAGUUCGUCGAGAAGACCGCUGAAAACUGUAUCCCUCUCGUCAUUUUCCUUCAUGAUAGAUGAAGGAUUAGAGCAGCGACUGAUGGAAGAGGCAUCUUGUCCGGAUUUUGAGUUGUUUGUGUAUACAGAAUGCUGCUGAGAGAUGAGCCAUCUUGUCCAGAUUUUGAGUUUGUUUGUACAGAAUGAUGCUGAGAAUUUCGUCUUAAAACUUCAGUUGUACAGAGUGUUCCCUACUUAGUCUCACUUGGCUGUAUCUACAAUAAACACUAAUAAAGCCUCGUCUUCUCAUCGACAAAGCAAUUGCAGUAGUAAAGCCUCGUUCUCUUGUUGACAGAGCAAUUUAUUCAAUCAAUUAUAGGAUCAAUG